Molecule: messenger RNA, 2125 nt
Organism: Polistes canadensis
Lineage: Eukaryota; Metazoa; Arthropoda; Insecta; Hymenoptera; Vespidae
Product: RB-associated KRAB zinc finger protein
Exons: 6
Coding region: 156-1559 (467 amino acids)
Biological process (GO): regulation of transcription by RNA polymerase II
Cellular component (GO): nucleus
Molecular function (GO): RNA polymerase II transcription regulatory region sequence-specific DNA binding; DNA-binding transcription factor activity, RNA polymerase II-specific
Source: RefSeq, a predicted model, not a curated record
UUUUAUUAAUAGUGAAAAUUUAAUAUUCAUGUUAUAUUAAUAAUAUUGUGUUGUAUUUUAAGUAAAUAUAGAUUAUAGGUUAUGGAGACUUUUUAUUUAACUCUGGUAAAAUAAUUUGUUUCUGGAAUUCCAGGGACGAUAACCUAUAUUGUAAUAUGACGUUCGUUUGUAAAGUACGUGGUUGUUUAUCAAGUCAAAAUACGAAGAUUGAUGGUCGUGAAAUAACAUUAUUUGCUUUUCCUGAAGAUGACACGAGACGUCAGGAAUGGAUUAAAAAUUGUAAAUUAGUUCUCGAUUCCAGUGAUGAAAGUGACCCUUUAUACGUUUGUGAAUUACAUUUUGAAAAAUGUUAUUUUACUGCAUCAAAUGAAUUGAAAACAAAUGCAGUACCAACUAUAUUUCAUAACAGCGAAGAUUUGCAAAGAAAACGAAAGGCUGAAAAUAAUAUAGAAAUGGAAUCUUUAAUGGUUCAACCACCAUCAAAGCAAAAACAUUUAGAUGAAGAUUCGCAUAGCUUGGUAACACCACCACAAAGCCCAUUUACACAAUUGGGAGAUAAUAUUGAGGAAUCGGGUUUAGAAAAUAAGACAAAUGUGCUUAAAGAACCAGUAAAUAAAGUUGACAUAACUACAUCAGACAAUGGGCAUAAAGUAUAUCGUUUAACAAUACAAAUAGAAAAAAUACAUACGGAGGCAGAUUCAGACAAUAAGGAUCCAGUAAUCAUACCUAGUCGAGAAUUAGAAAAUUCUCCAAUUUCCAAUAACAGUAUGUUAAUAUUUAAAAAUGAACAAGAAAUGGAUGAUGAAUCGCAGGCAGAGAAAAUGGUAAAUAAUAGUAAAGUGAAAAAACCGCAAUGCAUCAAAGGAGCAUGCAAAUUAAAAAAGAUUAUGUAUGGGACUAAACCAGCAUUUCAAUGCGAUGAGUGUAAUAAAUAUUAUGUCAUGAAGAAAAGCAACGCACAGAUAGAGAAAACCAAUGUUUGUUCUGUAUGCCAGAUGUCUUUUACUUCUCCGCAAUCACUUUAUCUCCAUGUUAAAAAACAUUUUGUUUGUGAUAUGUGUCUGACUGAAUGUAGUUCACGAUUAUCGUUUGAUAAACAUGCUAAGUCACAUGUAAGCACUGAUCCUUUGUUUCCUUAUAAAUGUCAUAGAUGUUUUGAGAUAUUUGAUACCAAAGACGAAAUAAGGAAUCAUUACGUUCUUAUGCAUCCUUCGAUAAAAUUCGAAGGUAUUGGUAAAGCAAAAGUCUCACCUGUAACAGUGCAAAUACCUCAACAAGAAUAUCUAUGUCCUACCUGUAACAUUACUUUUAGAAAUGAACAGGCAUAUAGAAAUCAUAUUAAUUGUCAUACACAAAAAGAAGGAAUACGUUGCAACAUUGCAGAGCCAAGUAGUAUAAUCUCUGUACCGACACCGAUAACUGGUGGUCAGAUAGGAAUUUUGCGAGCUGUAACAUUCAGUUGUAGAGUGUGUUCGAAAGAAUUUGAUAAUGUUGCUGAAGUCGAUCAACACACGAGAACACAUUUGGAAAAUGCGGAAGAAUACAAGUGCAAUAUCUAGAUAUUUUUGUCAGGUGUUGAGAAAAGUAAAAAAGUAAGAGUGCUUGGAUGAUAUCUUAGCAAAGGACGAACAUUCGAGUGAACAACAAUAAUGUUUCAAACAGCGGUUACCUUUGUGGUCAUCUCACUCCUUGACUUGGCUUCCUUUACGAAUAUACUAAGAAGAAGAAUAAUAAUACUAGGAAUGAUACUACUCUACUAGGAAGAAUAAUACUGAUUUUACCAAAAGGAAGACGUGUUAGAGUAACAGAGCGGAGAAACCAGAGCAAAGGAGAAAAAAGAAGGCCGACGAAAGAGAUCACAAGGUGAACAAUCGUUCAGCACCUUUUCUGUUAUAAUAGUGGAACACCACUUCAAACGCGGAGCCGAUCUCAAUGUGUUUGUUUGCUCAACUUCAAAUUUACUUGUUAUAAAUGACGAGGGAUCUCGAAUCGAUCUGUCCGUACUACAUAUUUUUUUUUUUACAGAAAACUAUAUUUUUGAAGAAAGUUUGGAAACGUUUUUGUUCCAUUUUACAGAACAAAUUUGUAAUACUAUAAGAACAAAUAUUUAAUAGUAAUACUCAAU